AUGUCACCCGCCACCACUGGAAAUAGUACUCCCAACUACACGGGAAAGUUUCGUUAUGUCUCCAAAGACGCGAAAUUGGAAGUCAAUCCCAACCUGUAUCAUCUCCCACCAAUGUCAGCUUUCAGUGACGUGCUGAAUCUGCCCCUUACCGACCUUCGUCCAUCCCUCCAGAACGGAGAUGCAUCGCCCUACAAACUGGACAUCCAUGGAUUCACAGCUCGUCAUAUCCCUUCAAAGCUUCAUGCUUCCCCGUACACUCGCGAAAGCUGGAAUGAUGCCGAUCUCAUCAGAGACGUCUAUGCGCCUGAGGUGGAAGAAUUGGUCAAAAGAGUGACCGGCUGCAAGACUGCCCUCGUUGAAGCCGCCGUUCUCAGAAAUAACACGAGCUCGGAACUUGACUGUGCCCACUCAAAGGAGAAGUCAGGUGCCGACUAUGUUGGUGAUGACCCCGGUCCCCGUCCCCGAAUGAUUGGGUUUUCAGACGCAGGUGGCGCUUCACCGGCCCCAAAAGUGCAUCUCGAUUUUUCACCCAUCGGCGCACGAACACACAUUCGUCAAUAUCACCGUGAUCUGUCACUUGCUGCUAAAGAUGUAAUUGAGGCUGAGAAUAGUUUGCUCAAGUCUGGUGUCAAGUGGGAAGCGCUUAGAGACCACUAUAUCGGGGUUAAACCGGAUGGUGGUAUUCCUCGGUUUGCUAUAUUUUCCAUCUGGCGGCCUCUCAAAACGGUGCGCCGCGAUCCCAUAGCCGUGGCAUCAUGUGCGACCUAUCCUACAUCUGAUUACGUUCCUGUGGAUCUUGUCCAACCUAGCGGUCGCCUCAUUCCCAGUGACCUCUAUCAGAUCAUUGAUCCAUCCCACCCCGAGAUUGAUUACACCAAACAAACUGGAGACGUUGAAAAAUACACUCAUUUAUCGGGAAGUUAUCUUUCUUAUGCUCCUAGCGAGAAAGGAAGCCAUGAAUGGCACUUUAUAUCUAAUCAAGAGCCCAAAGACGUUUUGUUCAUUCAGCUCUUCGAUAACCACAUGGAAGCAAAGAACCCUUCAAUCCAAAGCGAUGGCACUCAAGCAAAUAUCCCUGUUAGUGGAGUGAUCCACAGCGCCUUUGAACUUGAGGGCCAGGACGGUUACGCCGAGGCCCGUGAGAGCUUGGAAGUCAGGGUUGUCGCAUUCUGGUAA
Messenger RNA from Penicillium malachiteum, 1176 nucleotides. RefSeq lists its product as uncharacterized. The record is from RefSeq and is a predicted model, not a curated record. Gene Ontology annotation, molecular function: oxidoreductase activity. The transcript has a single exon. Lineage: Eukaryota; Fungi; Ascomycota; Eurotiomycetes; Eurotiales; Aspergillaceae. The coding region runs from base 1 to 1176 and encodes 391 amino acids.